CAGAGACCCCUGGCAGCCAAUCAUCGUGCGGCUCUCAUGUCUGGGGCAGUUUCAUCAGCCUGGGACUUGAACAGCAAUAAAUGGACAUGAGGUGAGAUGUUUGCAGCUCUUAAGUGGCGUUGGAUGGACCCUAGUAAACAAUGGCAUCUGAACUUUGCCAGGCCAUAUCUGUGGCCAAGCUGGAGAGGCACAAGAAUCUCUUCUUAAAUUAUCGCAACCUUAACCAUUUCCCUCUAGAGCUGCUGAAAGAUGAGGGGCUACAAUAUCUUGAGCGGCUUUACAUGAAAAGGAACUCAUUAACGACUUUGCCAGAAAAUCUUGCCCAGAAACUUCCGAAUCUUGUUGAAUUGUAUCUGCACUCAAAUAACAUUGUAUUUGUUCCAGAAGCUAUCGGCUCAUUGGUGAAGCUGCAGUCAUUGGACCUUAGUGACAAUGCCCUUGAAUUUCUGUGCCCGGACAUUGGGAGGCUGAGAUCAUUGCGUCAUUUACGGUUAACAAACAAUCGGCUGAAAUAUCUCCCUCCAGAAAUUGGAAAGCUAAAAGAGCUUCAAACAUUGGACCUGUCCACCAAUCACUUGGUCACCCUGCCAGAAAAACUGUAUCUUUGUCACUCGUUGCAGUACCUGACAGUGGAUCGAAACCUUCUUCAGAGUGUCCCACGACAUCUUUGCAAGCUAGCCAGUCUAAAUGAGCUCUCCAUGGCUGGAAACCGCUUAGCAUCACUACCAUUGGAUUUGGGAAGAUCUCGUGAACUACAAUAUGUCUAUGUGGAUAACAAUAUUCAGCUUAAAGGCCUCCCUUCUUUCCUGUAUAACAAAGUCAUUGGCUGUAGUGGCUGUGGCUCCCCUGUUCCCAUUCAUGAGAUAAAGCUACUUUCCUUUACAUCUGGGCAGCUCAGCGUCCAUCUUCCGGCAGAGGUGAAAGCCAUAGGUUCUGCAGCAGAUUCUGUGUUACCACUACAAGAACUGGCACUGCGAACCCUUCAUGCUGCUUUCUGCUCAUAUUUAGAAGACAUAAGCUACAUAUCCCCCAUUUCAUUACCUAGAAGUCUCCUGGAGCUUUUGCAGUGCCCCCUUGGACACUGUCACCGUUGCAGUCAAUCUAUGUUUACUAUCGUCUAUCCAAAGCUCUUCCCCCUUCGAGAGACACCCAUGGCUGGGCUUCAUCAGGGGAGGACAGCGGUUAGUUUUGUCGCCUACUGUUGCUCAACCCAGUGUUUGCAGACAUUUGACCUACUAAGUUGAUAAAUCUUUCCUUGCCUCUCCCUUGGUUGUCCUGCCAGUUUGAAACUACCAGGGGUAAUCAACUUCUAAUUUGCAGCUUCUGUGGACUGUAACUCCUUUGACAUCCAUCCAGCCUUUUAUAGUUUUUGUGAACAUCAUCGUGGGAGUUGAGAACCAUGCAAGCUGGAGUGCCUAUAAUAGCCUGUGUCUGGGAUUGUUCUAUCCAUUAAGAACACCACCCAGCAAACCCAGCAGUGACAUUAACUGAUUUACCAGUCCCUGAAAAUUACCACGUCUCAGUGUAGGACAUCUUCUAAAUUGGUCAUCUUCUUUUCAGUCAGUUUAUGAUUUGCUUUCCUUACAACAUGAAUUGCUGUAAACAUCCCUUAA
Pelobates fuscus (common spadefoot toad) is the source of this 1613-nucleotide messenger RNA. It is a transcript of the gene LRRC28, whose product is annotated as leucine rich repeat containing 28. Bases 141 to 1244 code for a protein of 367 amino acids. Gene Ontology annotation, molecular function: protein binding. Gene Ontology annotation, biological process: signal transduction. The record is from RefSeq and is a predicted model, not a curated record. The transcript is spliced from 10 exons. Lineage: Eukaryota; Metazoa; Chordata; Amphibia; Anura; Pelobatidae.